This is a messenger RNA of Larimichthys crocea (large yellow croaker), 7306 nucleotides long. RefSeq lists its product as uncharacterized. The coding region runs from base 403 to 5685 and encodes 1760 amino acids. NCBI's taxonomy places the organism in Eukaryota, Metazoa, Chordata, Actinopteri, Sciaenidae. The transcript has 23 exons. The record is from RefSeq and is a predicted model, not a curated record.
GAAGAGUAUAUUUGGGGGCAGGCUUGUUUUCGGAACACCAGGGUCCAUUUUUACCACAGUACUGCUAGAAUCACGACCUAAAGUGACAGAGAGGCCGGUGUUGAACGUGCUGUUUGUGUCCGUCCUCCUCGGUGUUUUCUCCGCCCUCCAUAGUUUAUAAAUGAGCCGAGCAGCAUCCAGCCAGCCAGCCGGCGGGGUUAGCUCAGACAGACGCUGCUCAACGGACGAAACAUGGCGGAGAGAAGCAGCAAGCAGCCGCGGUCCACCCGGUCCUGUUCUCCAGCAUCACCGUAGAACCAGUGUGUGUGUGUUAGGUCUCUGGAUACACGGUGAAGGGACAGUUUGCUUCGACACUACACGAGAACAAACCGUUGAACAUGAGCCGCGAACGUGGAAUCUGAGAUGAGCCGACACGCGACAGGCGUCCAGGAGUCGGUGCAGGAGUGUGCCCCCUCCCCGCCGCUGCCCGCUGAUCAUGUGCUCUGCUCCGGAGCUGUGCUCUUCCCUGGUGCUUUCGAUCAACAUGGCUGCCCUUUGAUCGUGUUCCCAGUGGAUGGACAAGCCAAACUCUCCCCAGAACUCAGCAAAGCAGAAGUGGUGGACUUCAUAAAUUACUUUCUGUGUCUGCACAAUAAGAAGCAGGAGAAGCAGAGUUUGGUGUCAGUGGUGGCUGAUCUGAGGCACGCCUCGCUCCCUACGACCAGGUUCAUUGCAGAGACGCUGAUUCUGCUUGAGCUGCACAGACGGACAGUUCACAGUGUGUAUAUAAUUCAGCCCAAAAAGAAGGAUGCUCUCAAACUGUUGCUGAAACUCCUUGUCCCAUCCAAGUCCUGCACUGCCUCUUUAAAGAAGGUCCUUCUGAAAGAAACCUCCGAACUCUCCAACUACAUUGACCGAAGUCAGCUAACGGCACCGCUGGGUGGUUACUUUGUUUACUGUCACCAGAGCUGGGUUUCCUUCAUUAAGGAGAUUGAUACGUUUGUCAAGGAGUUCCUGUCUGUGGUCCAGCGGCUGCCCUCCUGUAUCUCCACCCUUCAUGCUCUGUCCAGGCUGCCGCUGCCCACCACCUUCAGUGAGCUCCAGCACUUCUGCUCCACCAAUGAAGCCAAGUUCCAGCACCUCAGGAGGGAGCUGGGACUGGAUGAGCUGCUGAGGCACUGUGACAGCGUGGUGGAGAAGCUGCGUUAUCCUGAGAAGGAGCCGUGCUACCAGGCCAUGGCCGGCACUGCCCUGUUCACUCACACCACCUUUGACAUGCUCCAGAACCACAGCAGGAUAACUGCAGCUGUGGAGAAAGUGGAGCUGCUGUGGCAGCAAGCCUUCUCUAAGGCCCGCCUCCAGCUCCAGGUGUUCCAGCUGCGAGAGGAUGCACUGCAGAUCACAGAGCAGAUUCAUACUCUUCAAGAGAAACUCCAUGCUUACAAAAUAGAGAUUGCCAAGGAUGCUGCCAGAGCAGUGCUGCUGGUGUCUGAAUUUGAGGUGUCCAUUCACACGCCUGCUGUGGCACUGGUACGCUGUGCUGAGGAUGUGAUCCACACGCUGGCAGAGAUCCUGCCCUAUGACGGUCAGAGCAGGGAGCGCUGGGUUCUGGAUCUGGAGAGGCUGAAGGAAAAACUGCACUCUGCUGUGCACUUUAUUCUCCAAACCCUCCGAGCGGUUUCCAGCUACCAUCAUAACUAUAACAAGGCCAGCAGUUGGUACAGUCUGGUCCUGUGUGAGAACUUCCUCCAGGAGCUGCUGUCGGGCAUUAAUGGAGUCGGGGCUCCCACACAGAGGCAGAGGAGGAACUGGGGGACGGUCCCCGCAUGGAGACGCAGGAUGUCCACUUUCCUGAAGAAGAAUCCACCUCCAAACGGGGAGGAGCUCCUUCAUCUGGCUCAUCUGUCUAAUGUCAUUCCAGAUGAUGAGGUCCAGCAGGCGGGCACACAGAUGUCUCAGCGGUGCAUGACUCUGAGGAAACUCCUAAUGUCUUCAGGACCGGUGGCUGUCGGUCACCUCCAGCUGGCCUUACAGUGGCAGUAUGAGUUGUUGCGGAGCAGCCAUGUCAAACCUUCCCCUGAUGAUAGUGCUACAAAUGGAACAGUUAAGGAUGUUCAGGACUUCACAAAGUGUGAUGGCGGAAAAGAACUCGGAUCGUCUCCUCCAGCUGCAGCUUCUGGGUUGGUGUCAGCUGAGGGCAAACCCCCAUCCCUCAGCUCAUUCGACUCUGGCUUUGAUGGAGCUGGGACGAGCCAGCUGGAGGCCUGGGGAGGUAGAGAAGGAGUGGAAGGUCUCUCUAGAUUAGGUAGGACCGGGGACUCUGUGAGAGCUGUCUUAAGCCAGCCUCAAAUUCACAAAGAGAACUUGUACAGCGUUUCAGACUCUGAGGAUCUCAAAGAGCAGUUUGACUUUGGCUCUGUGGGAAAUUCCUCCAGGGCUAGCAUCCAGAUCAUCCCCAAAGUAACUGUGGAGUCCCUCAACUUUGAGAUCAAAGUGAAGCGCUCUGCUGCGCUACCAAAUAAUCCAUGGCUUAGCUUGCCAGUAGACGAUCUGGAAAACUCAUACACAGUCACCGUCACACAGAACCCAACACCGCAGAAGAGAGACCUACAGUUCGAUGAUCCCCCAGACUCCUGCACAACUGCUAGCAAGUCCCGAGAUCAGCCCACACAGACGGAGGUGCUGAGCGGCACUCCGUCUACUGGACCACAAAGCAGUGACUGGAUGCUGCACUCACAAAGCAGCCCAGAGGAUCCUGAGCUAAGUCCCAUUUGUAACGUCCUCUCCAGUACUAUUACAGACGAAAGGGACAAGUCCAUCUGCACCACAGAGGGGAUUCCCACCCUGCUCUGGGAUUCUUAUGACCUUCAUGACCAGAAUCAAGAUUCUGUGGAUGGCUCCAUUGAUCUCUCCCUGAAGGACUGGGAUGUGAAGGAGCAGGAGGGUUUGAGGGAAGUGGAGGAGAUCCUGGACAGAGCUGAUGAAAUACUGGAGAAAGAAGAGAGCGUUCUGGCUCAGGAGGCUGUGCUGGAAGCUCUGCUUAGGUCUGAGAACAAUCAGUGGCCACAGUGGAACAGCGAGGAGCAGCUUGGUGUGAUGUCGUCCAGUGAGCUGGCUGAAGCUGGUGUCCUCGGCCUCGAGGAUUACCUGGAUCCUGCAGAAUCUGACAGCCUCAGUGAACCCGCAUCAGCUGCGUCUGUGAGUGAAACGAAGGCUUCCGACAAUGACUGCUCUGAGGCUGCCACAGGAGCAGACACCACAGUGUUUCAGAGCAGGCCAGACCUGCUGACGGAACUGAGAAAAGUCCACGUCCUGGAUGAGCUGAUCAUGGAGGAGAACCUCAAAAUCCAUGCGCUCAGACGCUGUAAAGAAAACCUGGACAAGGAAGCCUGUGAGUCUGAUACAAGCGGGUCGGCAAGUCUGAGCAAAGAGAGGGAGGCCUUUCGGUUACAGCUGGAAAAGGAGAAAAGGGAGGUGGAUAAGCUUGAGAAGAGUUUGGACAAAGAGUGUAAAGUGAAGGACAAGGAUGGAGCUCGAAAGGUUGUAAAAUGUUCUGUAAUGGAGAAAGCUAGAAGGGAGGACAAGGAGGACCGAGCACUCUGUGAUGUACAGGAUCCCUGUACAAGUGGACAUAUUCAAGCUGUACUGGGCCUUGAUGUUGUCCAAGAGGCUACACCACAAGACUUGGUUGAACUUGAAGAUCAUUGCUCUGGAGCUGAGCCAUUAUUAUUUAAUAUAACUACCUUAGUUAGUGCCUCUGAUUUGAAGGACCCUCCUGAAGAGGUGGAAGCUCAGGGAUGUGUCUCUGGGGAGGAAUUUGACAGAUUUAGUGAAAAGGCUAUCGUUUGCAAACCAGAAGCUUCUUUGACCCCUGAAAUGAGGCCAGAUGAUGGAGCGUUUGACCCAGGUGGAAGGCCUCGCCUUCCUCCUGUGCCUAAGCCAAGAAAGGCUUUGCUUCCUGCAGAACACGAAACUCUUCAUUCCACAGAGCUGCACGUUCCAGCUCAAGACGCUGCUAUUGUGCAACUUGAUCCACAAGAUAAACCACUCAAUGCACUGCCAGAGAAUGUGAAUCCAGCCAUCAGCCCCAGCUUGGUUCUCAGUGCAAAUGUGAAGGAGCACAGCAACAACAACAAUAAUAACCAUGCAGUGCCAGAAAUAUGCAACAUGCCUGUGGACCACUUGUCUGGAAUAAUCUCUCAAGAUGAAGAGGGGACAUCAGAGGUGCCUGCAUGUUUGCUGCAGACAGAUUUACAGACAGCAGAGGAAAUCCACACUUCAUCUCCUGCAGACGAGUGCACACAUCAGCCUUCUCCUCAGCAGCAGCCUUCUCCUCAGCUGCAGCCUUCUCCUCAGCUGCAGCCUCUUCCUCAGCAGCCUUCUCCUCAGCUGCAGCCUUCUCCUCAGCUGCAGCGUCCUCAGCAGCCUUCUCAGGAGCCUCUGGAAUUUGAGCCCUGUGGAAGAGAUGAGCAGAGUGAAGACCUGCCCCAUCGUGGUGCUCAGAGCUCUGAGGCUGUGAGGAUAUCAGGCUCUGGGUCACCUGGGAUUCAGGCCCAGCUUGACAUCAGCAUGAGACAGAUGUCAGAUUUCAAGACCCCCAUAGUCCUGGACACAGGCUCUGGACUGAUGAAAGCAGGAUUUGCAGAUCAAGACCUCCCAAACGUUAUAUUCCCAACAAUUAUUGGGAUGCCAAAAUAUGAGGAAAUAAUGAAUGGUCACGUUGAAAGGGAGACCUACAUCGGACACGAGGCUCAGCACAUGAGGGGGGUCCUGGCUCUGAGGCAUCCCAUAAAGAAUGGGAUCAUUCAUAACUGGGAUGAAAUGGAAAAGAUUUGGCAUCACACGUUCCAGCAGCUGUAUGUGGAUCCAGAGGAUCACCCUGUCCUGAUGACUGAAGCAGCCAUGAACCCCUUAGAGAACCGCCAGCGCAUGGUGGAGAUCAUGUUUGAGUGUUUCAAUGUUCCCUUCACCUACAUAGCCAUGCAGGCGGUGCUGGCACUUUACGCUGCAGGCAAAUCCACGGGCGUGGUGUUUGACUCUGGAGAUGGAGUGAGCCACAGUGUUCCCGUGUUCGAUGGGUACAGUCUACCUCAUGCUGUGCAGCGCUUCCCUCUGGCUGGUGUAGAUGUUACAAUGCAUCUUAAAAAGCUUCUGCAGGAACAAGGAGUAUGCAUGCGCACCACAGCAGAGAUGGAGAUAGUGAGGGAGAUGAAGGAGAAGUGCUGCUGCGUGGCUCUCAACUAUGAAGCCGAGCUGAGUCCGGGGGGGGCGUCCUGCAGAGAGAUGCAUUACACCAUGCCAGACGGACAGAUAGUCACUCUCGGCACGGAGAGGCUCAGGGCUCCUGAGAUUCUUUUCAAACCUGAGCUGAUUGGACGGGACCAUUAUGGGAUGCACGAGUCAAUCUUCAAGUCGGUCCUCAGCUCAGACAUCGACCUGCGGCGCUGCUUCCUGGGAAAUAUCGUGCUGUCAGGCGGGAACACGCUGCUGGCUGGCCUGCCUGAGCGGCUCCAGGCUGAAAUCAAAGGACUGGUUCCUGCCGACAUGGGGGAGAGUGUUCGCGUCACCAGCCCCAAAGACAGAGACUUCUCAGUGUGGAGUGGAGGAGCGGUGCUGGCCAACAUGCCCUCCUUCAGCUCUGCAUGGAUCAGUCAGGAAGAGUAUGAGGAGCACGGGCCGCAGAUCGUCUUCAGGAAGUGCUUCUGAGACUGUAAGACGCACGCUGGACUCGGACGUUAAUGAAAGCGUUUUAUUUAAGUGCAAUAUACGCAGAGCAGUGCCAUAAACAUGUCUGUCUAUUUUUUAUGUAUGAAUGAGUUUUCCUCUUGGCGUCGGUGUGGGUCCUGACCUGACACAGUGGGUUUCUGCUGACCUGCUGCUCGUCUUAUGCCUGUUCUACUGAGAUCCACCAACAUGACAUGAACUUCCUGUCUGUCCAUGUCAUUGUCCCUCAAGAACCUUUAACUGUCUCGUUGUUUUUCCAUGUUCUUAGAAUUGAAGCUCAUGUCUGUGGUUAAGGGACUAGAAUUGAAGCUGGCCUUUAAUUGAUGUCUGACAACUUUUUUUUUUUUUUUCCACAUUGAGCAGGUGAGGGACAUAAAUUCAGCUCAACGUGCUGACUAUAUAUUAAUCUGUUAUCAAAUAAUGAUGUGUAUUUAUACAAAAUUUAAAGUAAAUCGGUCUAACAAAUGAAAUAUGACAUGGUGAAAGUUGCUUUCAGUUUUGAAUUUGGAUCAGUGCAGCUGUGCAGUAUUAAAGCAGCAUAAAAUGAUGUUUGAGGGAUUAUCUGGGCCACUGUUGGGAAAGAAGAUUGUUGAUUCUCUAAAUGUUAUGUCUUCAUGUAAUAUUCUCAAUAUUUGAACUUCCUUUCUUGUAAUGUGACUUUUCUUUUUACAUUUAUGUCACAGUACAACUUUUCUUCAAUAUUUAGAAUUUUUUGUAAUCUGGAUACAAUCUGUUUCCUCAUAAUUCUAUUUAAUAACCUCACAGUUGUUUUGUGGUUCCCCUGGCAGUGGCUCAAAUAUAUGAAAUCUUUGGACAUGAACACUUUCUGUUGCUGCAGCUGUGUGAACAGGAGAGGACAGAGGUGUGGAUUUGUGAUGAUGGUGCUUUUCCCACCAUGUUGAUUCCCCUCCUGAGCUGUGUUAGGAUCAGUGAAUGUCAGCCUGUAGUUGGUAAUACUGAGAUGUGAGUACAGUAAUGGUGUGUGUGUGGUAAUGCUGAUCACUUGAUUCCACAGAAUAAUGCUGCUGCUGCAGGUCCAGUGUUUGUCUUUGUGUUCAAGCUCUCUUUAAUGUUUCUCUUUGAAUGACGUGUCUUAUUAAUUUUCAAAUCCCGUCUGAUCUGAGAGCAGUGCUUGUGUGGAUUUAAACACUUGCACAGUAGUGUUGUUUUUUUGUAAAAGGUGUUCAGUGGUGUCAGCACUGCUGCUGCUGUCUCAUUACCAUGAAUUCUAAACCAUGUCAACCCUGUGUAUGUAUGGGUCUACUUUUCAUCUCUUUUGCAUGAAAUGAUUUUGUUGCAUGUAAUUUAGUUGCACCUUUUUGCACAUGCUCCUCUGUCUGCAUGCUUUUCUUUAUUUAUGUAAACGUCUCUCUAAAGGCAUGGGGUUGUCAUGUGACCUAAAGCUCAGCUCUUCAGUGGAAAUCAUGUGACUGUGUGAACUCCAGCCUGAGCCUGACAGAGAUGAACUGCUCGGGCUGGUUUAGCGGCUGUAGUUUGUCUGCGCCUCCUCCUCCUCUAAAUGUACUGUGACAGUCUGAACUGAGUCUGGCAAGUUUUCACCCAAGCCAUGCUAUUUAUGUCAUGUCUGUUUUUAUAAUAAAUA